UAUUCUGCCAGUGUGGAAUUGACCUUCUAAAGAUAAACUCAAACAGGAAGGUCUGAUACAAAACUCAUCUGAGUGUGACUAGUCAACAAAGUAAGACAUAUCGUCCAGAACAAAAUGAGAAAUACUUUAUAACGUUUUAUCUUCUAUAGCUAAAUGUAACUUAUAGUUUUUCAAAAUGAUUAGACUUUUGUGGUUUCUUUGUCAAGUCCUUUUUCUUUUACACGUUUUAAGUGUUGUUUACUGUGAUUAUAAACCGUAUGACACACUCUACGAAGGACCCGCAGGGAGGAUAUAUGCAUACGACAACGUAACAUUAAGUCUCGUUUGCACUGAAAACGUUACUAUGUUAGAUGCGGUAAUACCACUAAACAAUACGUGGGUACCAAAAUUUAUGUCAGUUGGGUUUUGUACGCCUCCAGAAACUUCGUAUGUUGAAAUGCUACGUACAUUAAACAUAGACGCUUCAAAGAUUGAAAUUUUAACAUUGAUAUUCAAAUAUAAUUUGCCGUUGCGUCCUAGAAACUAUAUGCAAGGACUCAAAAUACGACAACUGGCUCUGAUCAUCUUUGAUGAAAUAGAAUCACGCGACAUUUUCCGUGAUGUUCCAGACUUUCUUGAACCGUUGUCAGAUGUAACAGAAAUUAAUUUAGAAGCCGUUUUGCUACCUGAACUGCCUGAAACGAUGCGCUUGAAAAGGAUGACUUUGCGAAACAACGCAGCGUUGAAAAGCUGGGGUAACUGUCGGCAUUUAGAAGAAUUGAGUAUCAGCGCGGUGGCUACCUUAGCGUUCCCAGUAUGGCCUGAAAAUUGCACCCGCCUUGAUAACUUGCAAAUUGACUACAUGUCGCCAAAAGCGGUACGGCAAGUGGAAGCCAGCAUGAUCGCAAGCGCAAAGAGCGUUCGCAAACUUAACGUGACCGACAGUCGAUUGCGAGAAUUGCCGAUCGAUUUUCUCCGCUUAGCAAAGAACCUUACUCAUCUCGACCUCUCUGACAACAACUUCUACGAUGAAUCCUUUUCGCAGUUUCCAGUGCUAGAAUCUCUGAAGUGGUUGGAUUUGAGCAGCAAUCCAGCUUCGGGGUAUUUCCUUGAGAAUGUGCUGCCAAACGUGCCGGCGCUUGAGGUACUAAGAUUGAACAACAAUGAUAACAUCCGAAUUUUUUGCCUCGACGAGGGCAGAUUAGAAAAAUCGUUACAAACUUCGAUAGGUAAAUUACAGCAACUGCCGUUAAAGCGUCUUUAUUUGAGUGCAACGAAUAUACAUUUAAGGUGCUUACGAAACACAAAUUUCCCAAAGUUGGAGUACAUUAAUUUGUACGGUACGAUAAGUCCUGAAAUGAGGUUGCUUGAUCUUCCGAAAUCCGAUGCGCCGGACCUGCAUGUAGAUUUCGGCUAUACCGCGAAUUCGAAUUUUGUAAAUAUUUAUUUCACGGUAGGAGACUACAAAGAAUUGAGUGAAAAAAACGCAAGAUUAUUGGAAACAAAUGCUACAAAUCGUCUAACAAUAUCGCUUAGAUACAUAAAAUGCGACUGCGAAAACGGUUGGCUGGUUCGCGCCCUACGGGACUUCCCCGACGUGUUGUCUAUGCCACAACUCCAUUGUGACCACGAGUGGGGGGUGGACGUCCUGGAUGAACCUGUGGACAACAUAGAAUGUACUACGUGGUACGAUCGGUACACACUUAACGAACAUAUGCGUCUUUACGGAUGUUUGUACAGAAUAAGAUGGCGCGACAACGCAUCCUAUGCAACCUGCAAGGAAGACCAAUAUCCAGUGUUCAACGACAGCGUCUACGGUCUCAACUCAUCCAAUAGCAAGCUUACACAACUUUACAACGAACUACCUGAUACUAUCCAGUGGGUGGAUUUGCGCCGCAACCGCAUAUCACGUGCGAACUGGACAGCGGCAUCGGCGCUGUUUGCGGCGGAACGGGAAGUGUGGUUGGGAGGCAACCUGAUUGUAUGUGACUGCGACAACCGAGCCUUGCUGGACGCCAUCGCCGAACAUCGUGCCCAGAUAAAAGACUACGAAGACCUGACAUGCGUCGAUAGCGAUAUACCACUCAGUGCUAUAUCCACCGCUGAACUGUGCCAAACAGCUCUGAAGCUCUCUGUAGGCAGUCUCGGAUUCAUGGCAGGAGUCGCCCUGAUUGCUGGGUUCUUCCUCAGAAAGUACGGCGAUGAGAUAAAGAUGUUCCUCUAUGCUCGUGGGUACUGCCUGUCGUGUGUUACGAAGCAGGAUCUUGAUGACAGGCCAUACGACGCGUUUUUAUCAUAUGCGCAUGCAGACGAAGAGUACGUUAAGACGCACCUCCUCCCCGGCUUGGAGAGCACAAAGUACCGCGUGUGCGUGCACCACCGGGACUGGGUGGUCGGCGACUGGAUUCCAGCGCAGAUCAUGCGCUCCGUCAGCCUCGCUCGCCGCACCAUCAUACUGCUAUCCACCAACUUCGUCAAGUCCAUGUGGAGCUCGCUCGAAUUCAGGUACGCAACAGCAAACGCAGCAAAGGACCAACGUUGUCGCGUGCUCGUGCUGGUUUUAGACAACGUGUUAGAAGAACCGUUGGACCCGGAACUGGUGUCAUACCUCUACUACAACACUUACUUACGCUGCGACGACCCGUGGUUCUGGGAGAAACUGCGCUACGCUAUGCCGCAUAAGUCGAAUAAAAACAGAAACGAGAAGCGAAGCCAAAAAGACGCGCAAACGCAGGACUACGAAAUGAGAGCGAGACAAGAAGGGGUCAAUAUGGACAUUUUACAUAGUGGUGAUUCUGCAAAUGCUAUGAUUACUCAGCCAAAUCAAAUAGUCAUGACAUAAUAAAUAAAUAAAAAUUAA
Molecule: messenger RNA, 2839 nt
Organism: Pectinophora gossypiella (pink bollworm)
Lineage: Eukaryota; Metazoa; Arthropoda; Insecta; Lepidoptera; Gelechiidae
Product: protein toll-like
Exons: 11
Coding region: 176-2821 (881 amino acids)
Biological process (GO): toll-like receptor signaling pathway; innate immune response
Cellular component (GO): membrane
Molecular function (GO): transmembrane signaling receptor activity
Source: RefSeq, a predicted model, not a curated record